AUGGUAUCUGCAAAUCUGAAGACGCAGUAUCCGUACGUAUUUUUAAAGUUUUGAACAUUUGAAACCUUAAAAACAAUUGGAGAAAAAAAAUGAAAAAAAAAAAAACAACCAAAAGACUAACAGCCUUUCGCGAUAGAUUCUGGUAUGGGGGUGCCUCCAGUAUGGUCGCCUGCUUGGUGACACAUCCGCUCGACCUCGCCAAAGUGCGUCUCCAAACGGCGCUGAAGCCGGGCCAGUCGUUGUUUUCUAUGAUCUACCAGAUUGUGGCGAAAGAAGGGCCUACGAAGAUCUACUCUGGAUUGACGGCAUCUCUUCUCAGACAAGCUACUUAUUCCACCACUCGUUUUGGGGUAUAUGAGUUUUUGAAAGAAAGCUACAUAAAGGCCAUGCACGGCACGCCCGGGAUGUCGGUGUUGCUACCGAUCUCGAUGAUUGCUGGAGCGUUGGGCGGUCUAGUUGGGAAUCCGUCGGACGUGGUCAAUAUCAGAAUGCAGAACGACUCGACUCUACCAGCGGACCAGAAACGGAACUACAGAAACGCGUUUGACGGGUUGUACAGAAUAUGUAAAAGCGAAGGACCGCGUUCUUUGUUCAGAGGCUUGUCCCCUAAUCUCGUGAGAGGCGUGCUUAUGACCGCGUCCCAGGUGGUUACCUACGACGGAGCAAAGAGCGUGCUAAUGGACCAAUUGUCCAUGGACCCGGCAAAGAAAUCCACCCACUUCAGUGCAUCGCUAAUUGCCGGCUUGGUUGCCACGACUGUGUGCUCUCCAGCGGAUGUUGUAAAGACCAGAAUCAUGAACAGCAAAGGCAGCGGGCAGGGCGCACUCUCCAUCUUGAAGUCGGCAUUGAAGAAUGAAGGGGUCGGAUUCAUGUUUAGAGGCUGGCUUCCAUCGUUCAUGAGGUUGGGACCGCACACGAUAGUGACGUUCUUGGUCUUGGAGCAAUUGAGGAAUUUCCGGGUGGGGAUGAUGUGA
This is a messenger RNA of Lodderomyces beijingensis, 974 nucleotides long. NCBI's taxonomy places the organism in Eukaryota, Fungi, Ascomycota, Pichiomycetes, Serinales, Debaryomycetaceae. The record is from the annotation of a GenBank genome assembly.